Diaporthe amygdali is the source of this 1080-nucleotide messenger RNA. Its product is annotated as endo alphapolygalactosaminidase precursor. The coding region runs from base 1 to 1080 and encodes 359 amino acids. Lineage: Eukaryota; Fungi; Ascomycota; Sordariomycetes; Diaporthales; Diaporthaceae. The transcript has a single exon. The record is from RefSeq and is a predicted model, not a curated record.
AUGGGCGACUCGCAACGAUCUACCCAGUCCAUCGGAGCCAUCUCCGAUGACAAACCUCACGUAGUCGAUGGGCCCAAGGCCCAUCGCCGCUUCGGCUGGAAGAAGUGGGCAAUUGCCAUAGUUGCCCUCGUCGUAAUACUGGCACUGGCACUGGGUCUGGGGCUUGGACUAGGGCUCCGUAACAACGGCGGCGGUGACGAGGGCGACAACGGCAGUGGGAAUGGCGGCGAGCCAACCGGCCCAGGGAACAGCACAUUCCCCACCCCCACGAGCAACCUGACGCUGGGCUCCCAGUGGCAGAUCGUGCUCAGCGAGACCCUCUCGGUCGACGACAACGGCCAGGUCUCCCCUAGCAACACGAGCAACCCAGGCGUGUCUGUCUACGACAUCGACAUGUUCCUCCACCAGAACCUGACCGUCGUCCGCGACCUGCAGGAGCUCAACAUGACAGUCAUCUGCUACUUUAGUGCCGGGUCCUACGAGCCCAACCGGCCCGACUCGUGGAGGUUCCAGGACGAUGACAAGGGCAAGGAGCUGGACGGCUGGCCUGGCGAGUACUGGCUCAAGCUGACCAGCCAGAACGUGCGCGACAUCAUGACGGACCGCAUCGCCAUCGCUGCCGACAUGGGCUGCAACGCAAUCGACCCGGACAACGUGGACGGGUACGACAACGAGAACGGGCUCGACCUGAGCGAGGAAGACUCGAUCGACUUCAUGCGCUUCUUGGCCAAGGAGGCCGCGAACAAGGGCAUGAUCACCGGGCUCAAGAACGCUGCCGCCAUCAUCGACAGCGUCAUCGAUGUUGUCCACUUCUCGGUGAACGAGCAGUGCGUGCAGUACGAUGAGUGUGCUGACUUCGCGGCCUUCCCCAACAACGACAAGCCCGUCUUCAACAUCGAGUACCCGGCUGGUGACGGCGACACGGACGUCAAGGCGUUCGCAACCAACACCGUGGACAAGAGUUGUGACAAGGGCACCAGUAAUAACGGAGAGGGCUUCAAUACGGUUCUAAAGUACAUGAACCUCAGUGGGUGGGUCCAGUAUUGCAACGGCGACACAUAUACAACCGAUGGGCAGUAA